Molecule: messenger RNA, 1789 nt
Organism: Periconia digitata
Lineage: Eukaryota; Fungi; Ascomycota; Dothideomycetes; Pleosporales; Periconiaceae
Source: the annotation of a GenBank genome assembly
ACGCUAGCAGUGAAGGCCGUGUUCCCCGAUGCACAUCCUCUGAUCCCCGCCCCCCCAAAAAAGUGGCACCAGUAUGCUCUGGCGAGACUUGUUGGCGCGACCCGCUGAGCGAUCUGCCUAUGUAAGAUGGCGACCCACAAAGCCUUGCCGAGAAGCUGAGCAGUAAUCGAAGCCUUAAGCUGGUAGUUCCCUACCGCGGACGGUGGCUGGGAAUUUCUCUUCACCCCGGCAUAAGAUGCGCACGAAAGAAUUCGAGAUCUUGUCCAGUCGCUGAUCAGAGGCAUUGCUGGCCUUGUUUGAUAGAUGUACAAGCGCAUCGGAUGGAUUUGUAGGACAGAAAACGUUGUGAGGUUUACAAUAAUUCGACCGCAGAAGAUUUUAUCAAGUACACAUUCAUCACUAACGAACAGAUUGCAUUCAACGAAUACAUCACGGAACAAGGCGAUGCUCUUAGCCGCUUGACAGCCUGACAGACGCCACUCGUACGUACAAUUGCAUACGAUGGGCGGAAUUUGUCUACCAAUCCUGGCGGCAUCUCUAAAGGCACGAUUCCAGUAUUUGUGUGUGCCCGACGCCAACCUCCCGUUCUCUUCAAUCACUUCCACGUAUGUCCAGACGGCACAGCAACCCUGUCUGAAUGGCAGCUUCCCCGCCAUUACCGCCUCUGUUCAAUUGAGAUGUCACAAGUCCACAGCAUCCGCACUUACCGCCCGCACGGCAUACCAUGGAACUACAACAUCAGGACCACUCCUAUCUUCUGUUCCCUUCCUCCCCGUAAUUCCGGUUUGCGAUCGAUAUUGCGUCUGUAACAGAAGAAGCGUCUCGACAAUCUGGCCUACAUAUAUUAGUACACGGACGCACCCGUCAAGACCCUCAUCCGCCUAUCAGCUGAAGCUGUGCAAGGAUACUCAUCCUUUUGAGUAGACCCUUGUAAUCGGCAUUACCGACAGGCAUAUUCCCUACCAUGCAAGCGCACGCUCCUGGCCCCGACAUCUUGCUCUAACAACGUCCGCGAUUGGUUAGGUGCUGCACAAAGAGACCACACCACACCUCCGAUCCCGACUCCUCCCAACCCUCAUCUUGGGAUCGAGAACCAGACCAAAGCGGGUUGAUAUCAUUCCACAAAUGCACUUCCCCUGCAACGAUGGACGUUGCAAGUUUCAUCCAUCAUGCCUUCUUAUCCACGUGAAUGAGCAAUGGGUUAUCAGCUGCAUCCAUACAUACCCCAAUAGUUUUCCCUGAACUUGCAUACCUAGAGUACCACGAAACGCCACAAAUACCGUCAUGCAGACGAUGCCUAGGAGAAGAACCAUCAAUCAGAGCGCUUGUCUCUUCGCCAUGCAGUAGCCAUGCCCUAAUGUUUCGCCGCACAUCCGCCCACUCUCGCUGUCGAGCAGGUAGUAGACGUGUGCCGCUCCACCCCCUUCCAGCUUCAGUGCCUCAUGUGGCCAAAUACUGUGAUGUGCAUAUUAUGUAUGUGCGCAAGAGGUUACCUACCAAACUGUACGAUGCCAUGAUUAGAAACACCGUCUCCUUUUGCGACCACUCUGCAGAAGACCGGUGUGCGUUGGCGGGAUUGCAGCGAUCGAAGCAGCAGUCAAAAGCGACAAGCAAAAAAAGUCCCUCCCCCUUUCCCAUCUUCGCCGCCGCAUACUUGCCUCCCUUCCCCAUCUCAAUAUUCAUGCGUCUUUCCUCAACAGCAGCUUGUGAGACACGCGGAAAGAUCGUCUGCACGCCCCACCAUCUUCUAGAACGACAAGACCAAAAAGCAAUGAAACGGUUGCUCUAA